Molecule: messenger RNA, 2391 nt
Organism: Neltuma alba
Lineage: Eukaryota; Viridiplantae; Streptophyta; Magnoliopsida; Fabales; Fabaceae
Exons: 10
Coding region: 97-2391 (764 amino acids)
Biological process (GO): proteolysis
Molecular function (GO): cysteine-type peptidase activity
Source: RefSeq, a predicted model, not a curated record
UCUGAGGAUUGAAGAGGUAGAGAUUAAUCUGCUGGUUUGAGGAUUGAAGAGGUAGAGGUCGCUGAAGUGCUGAGAAGCAUCAAUCGCAUUGCUGUCAUGGAGGAGGUUGGCGAAGUAACUGUGACUGCGACAAACGAAGGAGGGCCAAGUGAAGAAGUGAAGAAUGGCUACAUGUUGUUUAGACGAGAAUUUCUUAAGGGUGGGGAGAAGUUUAAGAAUAUGUCUGAACAAGUGAAAAAGGCAUCAAAGGCAUGGAAGCAGUUGACACCAGAGGAGCAGAAGAAAUACAGUGAUAGGGUGAAGCAAUCAAGAAAGGAAGGGAUGAAGAAGAAGAGGAAGAAAAAAGUGGCUUUUAGCACUCGUUGCUCGGUUCGGCAAUUUAAGUCAUUAGUGGACUUCAUAAAAGAUGAUGAAGAUUUGAAAGUGAGGGUACAAAAUUUAGGCUUUGGCCAUUUACUUGACAUUGGAUGUGAGAGACUCCCUCGUGACCUCAUAGUAUGUGUUCUCCGAGCAUAUGAUCCGCCUACCCAUCAAUUUCUAAUAAGAGGGAUAAUAAAGGAAAUAGAAGCAAAUGAUGUUGCAAACUUGUUGGGUGUACCCCACACAGGGGAGAAGGUAAAAAUGGACGUAUGUGAUGAUGAUGAGACAUACCAGAGGUUGAAGGAGGAAUUUGGUAAAGUCCCUUAUACGAAGAUACUCAAUGACAUUAAAUCUGGGCAGAAGAAAGAUGAGUUUGAGUUCUUGUUUAUGCUGUACACACUUGGGAGUUUUUUAACUCUUACUUCACAAACAACUGUGAGUGACAAGCUAAUAAGAGUCAUGUGCUGUACCAUGAAGGGAUUUCACCAAUUUGAUUGGGCCACGUACAUUGUGAAGCACUUGUGGAAAGAGAUGGGAGAUUAUGUGAAAGUGUACACAAAAGCAAAGAAAGACGAAGAUGAAGAUGAAGGAAGCUGCAAUGUGGGAGGAUGCAUCUACCUCCUGUUGUUAUAUUUUGCUGAGCACUUCCCACUAUCCAAAACUGUUGAGAGAGGGUCCCUAAAUGCCAUUCAAUUCUGGACUGAUGAGAGGAUAAGGAAGCUGGAAAAGAAGGAGAGGGAAAGCAAGAGGGGUUUACUGUAUAAGGGCAAGGGAAGUAUGGAUAGAAGUGGGAAGGAUGAAGGAAAACGCAGAAGUGUGGGUCAUUUACACCCGGAGUUACAGAAGUUGCACGGACGAUUGAUGGCUCAGAUCGAAUUAAGCACUAGGAGGCUUAUAAAUGAUGAUAAGGGAGAUGAUGAUGCAUUUGGCGAUGAGGACCCCCAUGAUCAUGAUGGACAUGAGUCUGAUCACGAAGGUGAUGAUAGAGAUGAGUUCCACGGGGGAGAUGAUCAGGGAGACGAUGAUGCAACUGGCUCAGAUAGGGGUGAUGACAUCGGUGUUGCAGCAGAAGGUGCAGACAAAGAAAUUAUGGAGUCUCCCCUGCCCUUUUCCCCCAUGGACAAGGGAUGUCAACUCCGGAGGUCGCAAAGGGAGAUGAAAUCCGCUAUCAAUUCUCCAUGGAUUUUGACAAAGCCAAUUAAGAGGCGAAAGAGGCCCAUGGAUGACAAGGACCGGUUUUAUGACAUAGUUUCCCGUAUGUGUUCAAGCAAGGAGGGUGACAUGCCUUUGGUGAAAAUCUCUGAUGAAGAUAUCACUCGGGAUCAGCUAAGGACACUUGGUGGAAUUGAGAAAAUAGGUAACCGGCUGAUGUCAACUGUGUGCAAGACUCUAAUGGCUGAUAUGGAGAAGGAAGGGCAGGUGAAGCGGCACAUUUUUUAUGCUGACUUUAUGGCAAUAAUGGCAGCUAACCCAAAGCUGUGGGAUGCUACAAAACGGAAGAAACAAUUUUUACCUGAAAAUGUAGGCUACAACAUAGGAGAAUGUGAUUUGAUCUUUGGACCCACACUUGUUGGCGCUCACUGGUUCUGUGUUGUGCUUGAGCCUAGCACAAUGAAUUUCUAUGUGCUGGACUCAAUGAAGCCAAAUUUAGAGGGUAAGAAGAAGAGCAAGAAGAAGGGUGUAAUUAUUGAUGACAUGACGACCGUGGUCACUGAAUGUAGGAAUAGAUUUUAUGACAUUAUUGAGAUAGUUAAGCCUAAUGCCACUGGGAAGAAGAAAAUGAGUGAUAUCAUUUGGGCUCCUGUUCCGCAACAAAACAAUCUGCGAGACUGCGGCGUUCAUGUAUUAAUAUGGUUGAGUAAAUGGAAGCCCGGUGAGAUACUUCACUAUACGGAUGAACAAGUGGCUGAAUUCCGACGAAACCUCAUGUGGUGGCUAGUGAAUCAUGAGCUUAAUUCAAGACGUGAUGAAGCAUUAAGCUUGCUUUCAUCAACCCAAGCCACCACACUGACCAAAAGACGGCAUCUGUGA